This is a messenger RNA of Drosophila pseudoobscura, 1197 nucleotides long. RefSeq lists its product as uncharacterized. The record is from RefSeq and is a predicted model, not a curated record. The coding region runs from base 245 to 742 and encodes 165 amino acids. Lineage: Eukaryota; Metazoa; Arthropoda; Insecta; Diptera; Drosophilidae. The transcript has 2 exons.
AUUCCUCUUUUAGAUCCAUCCUCACUUUACUUAAAAAAAUUACCACGAUAUCUAUCGCCUGAACUACUCUUCUUUACUUUUCGUGUUCCGUCUCCGAAUUUGACAUUGACUUUGCUUCCAAAACGAAUCCUUGUCAGUCGGUCACGCUUUGUUUUUUAUGUUUCGAUAAUCUACUCCGCUCAAGUAUCAUUCCAAAAUUGUUUGUUCUGUCCGAGAAAAAUAGCUUGUUCAGCUUGAUAGUUAUAUGGGGUACCUCGCCGUGUGCCUCACGAAAUUCGUGCAGCAGACGGUAGUAGUGCUCCGUGGCUAUCGGUUCUGUGCUGGCCUUACAAUUGGCAUGGUCCUCGCUUUCCUCCUCAAGGAGGAAAUUCUUCUACUGCGCGAGGGCAUAGGGCAGAUUCUCAAUAUUCCCUGGGCUCUGCUGUCCGAUGCCCUCACGCAGUACAAGAAUUUCCUCCUCGAGGAGGAAAGCUGGGACCAUGCCAAUUGCAAUGCCAGCAGUGAGCCCAUAGCCACGGAGCCUUACCACCGGCUGUUGGACGAACUGCCUGGGGCAUACGGCAAGGUCCCCCAGAUAAAUCUUAAGCUGAACAAGAUAUUCCUCAAGCGGCUGGACGAGAGCGACUACCUUCAUUCUCAGAGCGGAGAUUCAACGUGUCUCCCACUCCAGCUGCGACGGAUCACUUUCCAAUUAUGGGUGGACUUCCUACUGCACGUCAACAAACUCAUGGUCGGCACCUGAAGAGGAGGCAUUCGGAAAGGUCAUGUCGGUCAAUGGGGAGCAACAAAAGACGCUGGACGAGAACCGAAACCUGCCCAAGGACCAAGGACUGCAUAAUCAUCAAGUUCCUACAGAAUGCCUAUCACCGGAACAUUUGGGACACGGACAGCUUUUUACUGGAGACCCAACUGUCCACCAGUUCCCGGACAUAUUCUGCGAGCAUCUUCAUCCGAUUCCGGCAGGCCUCCACGGACUGGAUUUGAUGUCUACCGUGCAUAAAGUAUCUUCAGAAUUUGGCUCUCUUGCUCAUCUUUCACAGAGAGUUUAUCCAGAAAGCAAGAAGCCACCAAAACCCCGGCUCUCUCCAUUUCUUCCUUCGGCAUCUUGGAAAACGGCACAGGCUGUGGCCCAUUCGCCAGGCAAUCCGUGAUCUUCUGUAGCUGAUUAAAAGCCAAUGGCAACAAGCUAUUAAUUGA